Molecule: messenger RNA, 2376 nt
Organism: Stegodyphus dumicola
Lineage: Eukaryota; Metazoa; Arthropoda; Arachnida; Araneae; Eresidae
Product: L-fucose kinase-like
Biological process (GO): GDP-L-fucose salvage
Molecular function (GO): fucokinase activity; ATP binding
Source: RefSeq, a predicted model, not a curated record
UUUAGAGUAGCUUCUUCGAAUCAGAUCCAUUCCAUUUGCCAGAUUCAGAAUAACAAAUCAGAUAAAAACCUUCUUAUGAAUUCAUAUAUCCAGACUUUGGAGAAGGGCCAAAUAUCACCUGGUGUUGUCAUUUGUGAUUCUCACAUAGAAACAUGUUCAGUCAAUAUUGGUACAAGCUCAUAUAUUUCAGGCAUCAGUUACCUUGAACCUCUUUGUGCUUUAGUUAUACCUAAAGAUCUUGCUGUGAUAAAAGUUUUUAUGCAAAAUGAUAUUCAAUCUGAACUCUUUGUGAUAUUUGGCAUACAAGAGAAUUUAAUGGCUCCAGUAGAUCUCAGCUGUAGUUUUUUCUGUAAUAAACCUUGGAGUAGCCUUCUAGAACACCUGGGAGUUGAGGAAAAUGAAAUUUGGAAUUCUAACUUGAGCUCAAAAGAAAGACGUUUACUAAAUGCAAAAUUAUAUUCAACUAAUUUAUCAAUAGUAGAAGCUCUUACUUUAUACCAUAGUGAGGAUCCUUCUUCUAAGGAAUUUUUGGAAUUAGUGAAAAGAUGGAAGAAACAUGAGCACUACUCUAUUGAAGAUAUACUGGAAAGAAUUAAUUACUCAAGAGUUUUCCAGAAUAGAAGAAACAUGUAUAACAGAGUAUCUUCUGAGAUAGUAAAGAAAACCUUAAUGAAUAAUGAAGAUUUACCAUUGUUGCCAUAUUACUCUACAGCCUGCUGUGAAGAAUUGGCAGAUUUUCUUAUGGAUGCCUUGGAUCAUGUAUUAUUAUCUGAUGCUAGUUCUGUAAUUAAAACCAGAGCAUUAAGUCACAUGGCUGAUCUGCUUAGUGUUAUGGCCGGAAUAACUGGAGGUCUCAGAAGUGGUCCUGGUAAUAAUCCAGCAUGGACAAGUGCAUUUACUUUUUUGAUGAAUAGUAACAUUAUUGAGGGGAUGAAAGCUUUGCAGAAUGAAAGGUCAAACUGGUUAGAUCGUCCAGACCAUAUUAUGAGAGCUGCUCGUCAUUACGAUAGAGCUGCCCAAAUUUUGAUUUUGAUAUCAGUAAAGACUGUUUUAGAGUGUAUAGUUUUAAGUCCAUCAUCACUGCCUGAUAUAGGAACAUAUAUAACUGCUGAAUGCCCUGCAAGAAUUGACCUUCAAGGGGGUUGGUCAGAUACACCUCCAAUAUGUUAUGAGCUUGGUGGAUCUGUAGUAAAUGUUGCUGUGCUAAUUGACGGAAAGAAACCAAUUGGUGCAAGGGCUCGUAGAAUUAUUGAACCUCACAUUUUGUUGAAACUUGGUCUUGAGGAAAUGUGCCAUGAAGUCCUCAUAAAAGAUAUAAAAGAUGUACUGAAUUAUGAUCAGCCAAACGCCCAAGGUGCACUCCUGAAAGCUGCUUUACUUUGUACAGAAAUAGUAAAUGUUGACUCUCAUUUUACAUUAUCACAACAACUUAUGUCAAGGUUCAGUGGAGGAUUUGAAGUGCAAGCAUGGUCAUUACUUCCGCAAGGCUGUGGUAUGGGCACUAGUAGCAUAUUAGCUGGGGCUAUUGUGAGUGUUUUAUGGACAGUAUCUGGGAAAGCUUUUGACAAGUUGGCAAUAAUUCAUGCUGUUCUUUAUGUGGAACAGCUAUUAACAACUGGAGGAGGUUGGCAGGAUCAAGUUUCAGGUGUUUUAGGUGGAAUAACAAGAGGGUAUUCUGAAGCUGUAUUACCUUUAUGUGUUAAGUAUGAACCUAUUUCUCUACCUGAAGAGCUGAUAGCUAAACUCAAUUCACAUUUGUUAUUGCUUUACACAGGAAAAGUUCGAUUAGCAAAAAAUCUUUUACAGAAUGUCAUUCGCAGUUGGUAUGCUAGAGAAGAAAUUGUGGUAAACUGUUUUAAAGAUUUGAUAUCAUAUUCACUUCAGAUGAAACAGGCCUUGAAAAAUGGUGAUUUUUAUCAAAUUGGUUUUUUAAUGAAUAAAUACUGGGAACAAAAGAAGAUAUUAGCUCCUGGCUGUGAACCUGCAACAGUGAAAGGAAUAAUGGAUAUCCUAAGUUCCUUGUGCUAUGGUCAGUUACUAGUUGGAGCUGGUGGUGGUGGAUUUAUGUGCAUUUUGACUAAAGAACCUAAUGAUAAAGCGAAUAUAAAAGCAGCACUACAUAAUUUUAAGGAUAGUAAAAAGUUGUCAAUUCAUACUGUAAAUAUUGAUUUGACAGGACUAGAAAUACAAAAAUCACCAUAAUUCCAGAUAUUUGUAUGUUAUAUUUUUAUUUAAAAUUCCAAAUCAUGUUUAUAAUUUUGAAUAAACAAGCAAAUGUCAAAUCAUAUGAUUAUAAGUAAGUUUAGUGUUUUUAUGUCAUAUGUAAUCUUAAUGAUUAUAUGCAUAUUUUUUAAUAAAUUUAUUAUUUUUUCUUAA